Amphimedon queenslandica is the source of this 386-nucleotide messenger RNA. RefSeq lists its product as uncharacterized. The transcript is spliced from 3 exons. Bases 12 to 326 code for a protein of 104 amino acids. The record is from RefSeq and is a predicted model, not a curated record. NCBI's taxonomy places the organism in Eukaryota, Metazoa, Porifera, Demospongiae, Haplosclerida, Niphatidae.
CCCUUCGAAAAAUGGCUGACUGUGAAGAAGUGAAUGAUCCCUCUUCCAUUUUGUUUCCGUCUAGUAGUGUCAUUAGUAACUGUGGCGGCGGAGGUGGUCUCAGUCCCUCUAAUAUCAUUGUUAUUGUAGUUGGAAUGCUAGCAGCUGUACUUUUGAUGGCUCUGCUGUCUACUGUGGCUCUCUUUUUCGUGUUUCGAACUAUCAAGUAUAGACGAACUAAAGUCACUCCUUUGGGUCCAGUGGAAGCUUCCAAAGCAAAGAAAUAUGACUCACCACAAAAUCACAGCAACAUUAGUGGGAUUUUUAUUGUAGAUGGUAUAACAUGAAUAAAUAGUAAAACCGAUCAUUUUGUCAUUUUUAUUUUUCAUGUUUGUCCUUUAUAUUAA